This is a messenger RNA of Cetraspora pellucida, 2355 nucleotides long. The record is from the annotation of a GenBank genome assembly. Lineage: Eukaryota; Fungi; Glomeromycota; Glomeromycetes; Diversisporales; Gigasporaceae.
AUGCCCAUACCUGUUAAAAUUCUAGUAUUUAACUCUUCAAAAAAAUUCUUUAUUAAUAGAUAUCGAUGCAAUAAAUGUGGAGAAAUAUACCUUGUUGGAGAAUGCGGAAAUGUGACAAUGCAUAGUCAAUGUCCAACGUGCAAAGGAGAAAUCGGUGGCAGGGAUUAUAAUCAACCAUCUGAAGGAAAUACACGUUUAGACGGUGAACCAUUAACGCAACAAAGAGAUGCAAAAGACAAACGAGGUUAUAUAGUAGAAGAAAAAAUAACGGAAACUUUUUACAGCAUUAGAACAAUGUCUCCAGCAUCCUAUAGGAUAAUCCAUCUUUUUAUACAUGCAAUUAUUGGAAUACAAGCUCCAUCCGAAGUUGUCAGCAAAUUUAUCAAACAUAAUGCAAAAGAAAAUAAUACUAAUCUUAAUAGAGCAGAAGAUAUUGCCCCAUUCUGUGCAAUACACAUCAAUAAUGAUUGGGAUGCGUUGAAAACUAUACUUGCUUGUGAUGAUGAACAGUUAGCUUUAGUUUUGCACGCAAUUCUGUCUGAAAUGACACAACAACCGUUGCAACAACCAGCAAGGUUAAGUACACCUAUUGAAAGAGAAACUUGGGAAAAUCAAUUUAGCCAGAAAUAUAUUUUACCACUAACAAAAAAUGUAAUGGGAACUGCAACAGAUUUUAGUAUACUAUUAGAAACAAAUGUAACAAAUGCUCAACAAAAAACUAAAGCUGAAGUCAGUGAAGUAAUGAAACUAAAUGAUCAAUAUAUGGAAAAGUAUUUGCCUCGACUAUGGCGUCUUGUUGGAAAUGCAGAUAUUAAUAAUUUCCGGGCAUAUUACUUAAACGAUGCAAAACAUAUAGAAGCCUAUCCAUUCCUGGCAAUCUUUUUAAAACAUGAAAACAACUUGCAUCUAAUAAGUCAUCUCUCUCCAAUUGUGGAAUUUGUUCAAAUUUUAUCUACAAGCCUUUCAUAUCGUAUUGAAAGACAAGAAGCAAGAACAACAACUUUCCGACAAUUCAUUCUUAAAGAAAGCGAUAGUGAUGGUACUGGUGAAACGCGUAGAACAUUAGAUAAAGCAUUCAUUAACUUUGCAGAUUCAUGGAAUGACUUAAUUCCAUAUGUCAAUAGAUAUCAAUGUCAUCCCUUACCACAAGCAAUGCCAAAAAUGCAUGACAAUAUUCCUGUUGUUUUUGGAUUAUUAGAACCAGUUAAUGAGAGUUUGUUUUUGUGUGCAGCUAUAGAUUUUUUGGUUCAGCUUCAAAAUGCUUUCCUUAAUGAAGUUGUUGAAAUUCCUUUAAAAACGUGUCAAUCUUUAAAAUUCUUAGAAAAACCAACCAUUCAAAAUGAUGACGAUAGGCAUAUUCAAUCUACAUAUCAUUUAAAGUCAAUUACUCUUGAUAACGCAAAAAGAUCGAAAAAUAUUAUCUCUUAUGAUAAUAGAAAUUCCGAGAUCUUCAGAUUUAGUCAAUUUGAUUUGAGAAUUGGUCAUGGUCGUGAAAUCCAGUAUGAUUUACGUAAGAUCGAAGCUGAAUUAGCACUUGAAUUAGUUCACGAAAAGUCAUUGAUUAAAGCUGUUGAAAAAGAAUUGUAUUUAGAACCUUUCGUGUAUCAUAAGGAAAUGUUUUCUGGAUCUAUGACAAUUUUAAGUGAAAUUAAAAAAUUAAUGCCUCAAGAACAUAUUCCUGAGGAUAAAAAAGCAAUAUUUGUAGGAACCUAUUCUAGUUAUGGAAAUUAUGGAGAAGGAGGAUCCUCCGCAUUAGAAAAUCCAAAAGAAUUGCUUUCAGCCUUGGAAAUAAUACUUUGUUUUCUAAAACGUACAUCUGGAAGUGACUAUGACACAUUGAUUACGGAAUACAUUGAAAAUUGGAUGAAGCUAGCAGUAUUGAAAGAAAACAAUAAUAGUUAUAAAUUACUGUUAAAAGCUGGUCUACAACUUAAGCAUAUAGUAGCGUUAUAUGAGUUAGUAGAAGAGCAUGUAGCUGAUGUAGUUGCCACCUGUAUUCCUCAAAAAUAUCAAGAAACGCUUGGUUAUUCAUUGCAGCAAGAUAUUUUAGAUGCGGUUGAUUUUGAAUCAUUAGAACAAGGAGAACAGAACCAAUCAAAUAAAAAUUUACGUAUUCCGGCUAAAGCAUUUGCUACGGCAUUGAAAAGGUUUAUAAUAAGAUACCUAACUACCAAUGAGAGUAUUAUUGAAACAGAGGAUUUGAUGUACUAUUUGGUAGAAGAUGAAAGCCUAGAAUGUUGGCCUGACUGGGUAGACAAACGUGUCAUUAAAAAUAAAUUUCCUCCGUCUUUACGAAUUUCACAUACAUUUGAGACUUAUCAAUUUAUAAAAGAAACUAUUGAGGUAACUUUUUAA